AAAACAAAACACCUCAGAUGCUGAGGUUUCAAGAGCCCUUUUAUUUUGGUUCUUGUUGAAAACAUUUUAAUUUCCAGGUCCUAUUGUACAAUACUCCACUUUAUACACGACACAACAUCUUACUCUUCCCCCACCCCCCACCUCCACCCCAACCUGAUUCUCCUUCAAAUUUCUCCUGUGGAUUCCAGGAUCUAGGAAGUCCAUCUUUGGUCCACGUUAGGGGCUCGUUCCCUCGCCAGGAAUCUGGGCUGGAGGCUGCUUCUAAAUAGGGCGAAGACUCCUUCCUGUUCGUCGGGAGCAAUCAAAACCCAAAGCGUCAUUAUCAACGGCUCCCAAGCCGAGGUCUUCUUUGCUGGGGCUCGACGACUUCCUUGCCUCUUAAGGGAUCUGAACGAGAAAACCUCCGUGGACAGAGGGAUGGAGGGCGAGGCCUCUAUUGCCAGGGAGUCUGCUUGGGGCCCGCGAACGUGUCCAAGAGAGCCUCUCCGUCGCUGACCAUCAUCUCCCUCAACCUUAAUCUCGGCUUCUGAGCCCAAGAUCCUCGAGGUCGUCACCGCCACCUCACACCCCGGGGUCGCCGUGACCAAGUGGUCCCGUCCAUCAUAUGUAACUGAUUGAGUUACUCCGACCAAGUCCCCUUGGACUUCACCUCUGCAGAAUAAGAUAUUGAACCAAGACCAAGGGUCAUCGUCACUAUGUCAAGAUAAGCCAGCGGACACGAAGUUUGAAGCUGAACCGAGGUAAAAAAAAAAAAAAAAUCAAGGUAUGAGGGCCAUCUUCUUGGACUCGCCCCCUCCCCCCCUCCCAUAGCCCCGCUUCCCUCCUCGGGACUGGCGGAUAGCCGCAGCUUGUGGCUAGAACUACAACCCCCAGAAUGCUCUUGCGCACGCGCACUGCCAUUGUGAUGCUCCUUUCCCGGUAACUCGCCCUCUCAGGCAAACCUGAAGAUAGCGGCAUUUCUCCGGUGGGGGGCGGAGACCCUCUUUGCCCGACUUCCCUCCCCCUCGCUGAUAGGCAAUGGGAUCAGCCAACCGACGUGACGGAUUCGGAACGCGGCCUCCAAUCAGCGGCUGCGGUGGAGAAGGUUAAAUGGAAGUCACCCUUGGGAGCUGGAUGCCUGUGUAGUAGAUCUACCACAUCAGGAGAUUGCGAUGAGUGGGGGAGGAGAGCAACCAGAUAUCCUCAGUGUUGGUAUCUUGGUCAAAGAAAGAUGGAAAGUGUUGAGAAAAAUAGGGGGUGGGGGCUUUGGAGAAAUUUACGACGCCUUGGACUUGCUCACCAGGGAAAAUGUUGCAUUGAAGGUAGAAUCAGCUCAACAACCAAAACAAGUUCUGAAAAUGGAAGUUGCUGUGUUGAAGAAACUGCAAGGCAAAGACCAUGUUUGCAGAUUCAUUGGCUGUGGGAGGAAUGACCGGUUCAAUUAUGUGGUCAUGCAAUUGCAGGGUCGGAAUCUGGCGGAUCUUCGUCGUAGCCAGUCCCGGGGAACGUUCACCAUUAGUACGACCCUGCGGCUGGGUAAACAGAUUCUGGAGUCCAUCGAGAGCAUUCAUUCUGUGGGCUUCUUACACCGGGACAUCAAACCGUCGAAUUUUGCCAUGGGCCGUUUUCCUAGUACUUGUAGAAAAUGUUUUAUGCUGGAUUUUGGCUUGGCUCGACAGUUUACCAAUUCCUGUGGUGAUGUCCGACCACCUCGUGCUGUGGCAGGAUUUCGAGGAACAGUCCGGUAUGCAUCAAUCAAUGCUCAUCGAAACAGAGAAAUGGGAAGACAUGAUGAUCUUUGGUCUUUGUUCUACAUGUUGGUGGAGUUCGUAGUUGGACAACUGCCUUGGAGAAAAAUAAAAGACAAGGAGCAAGUGGGUUCGAUUAAGGAGAGAUAUGACCACAGACUUAUGUUGAAACAUCUCCCUACAGAAUUUAGCAUUUUUCUGGACCAUAUCUCCUCUUUAGAUUAUUUUACUAAACCUGAUUACCAGCUUCUUACAUCCGUGUUUGACAACAGCAUCAAGACUUUUGGAGUAAUUGAGAGUGAUCCUUUUGACUGGGAGAAGAGUGGAACUGAUGGCUCCCUAACAACAACCACAACUUCCACAACCCCUCAGUUACACACUCGUUUAACACCGGCUGCAAUUGGAAUUGCAAAUGCCACCCCUAUUCCGGGAGACUUACUUCGAGAAAAUACAGAUGAGGUAUUUCCAGAUGAACAACUCAGUGAUGGAGAGAAUGGUAUUCCUGUUGGUGUAUCACCAGAUAAACUUCCUGGAUCUGUAGGACACCCUCGUCCUCAGGAGAAGGAUGUCUGGGAGGAAAUGGAUGUUAACAGGAACAAGAUAAAACUGGGGAUCUGUAAAGCUGCUACAGAAGAGGAGAAUAGCCAUGGUCCAGCAAAUGGUAUACUAAAUGCACCAAGCCUUGGUUCACCGAUUCGUGUUCGCUCAGAGACAACCCAGCCAGAGAGAGAUGUCCCAUUGGUACGAAAGUUGCGGUCCAUUCACAGUUUUGAGUUGGAGAGGCGUCUGACCUUGGAGUCAAAGCCAGACACCGACAAGUUCCUGGAGACCUGCUUGGAGAAAAUGCAGAAAGAUUCCAGUGUGGAAAAGGAACCAGUUAUCCCUGCUUCUCUUCUUCAUAAGCCCUGUACUCCUGCUGUGACCCGCACUGAUCACAUCUGGCAUUACGAUGAAGAAUAUCUCCCGGAUGCUUCUAAACCUGCUUCUGCCAACUCCCCAGAGCAGGCAGAUGGUGGUGGCAGCAAUGGAUUUAUAGCUGUCAAUCUGAGCUCCUGCCAGCAGGAGGUUGAUUCCAAGGACUGGGUGAUUGUGGACAAGGAGCGGGACCUUCAUGAUUUCAGGACGAAUGGGGCAUUAGGGCAUAAAACUGGAAGCCCUUCAGAUGAGGAACCUGAGGUGCUGCAAAUCCUGGAGGAAUCUCCUCAAGAAGAACAGCAUAAAUUAGGUCCUUGGGUAGAAGAUAGCCCUCAAAAAAAUGCAGCUCCAGGGGUGGUCUUGACUCUGUCUGUGGCGUGUCCUGCCACUGCUGUGUUAGAGCAAUAUGCAGAUAGACUAGAACUCCAGGCUGGAGCUGCUGGCCAGUUUCUUGCAGCCACGCCCACAAGCCCAAUGGAGGCUCAAGCAGAAGGACCCCUCACACCAGUUACAAUUCCCAGACCUUCUGUGGCAUCUACACAAUCCACUUCAGGAAGUUUUCAUUAUGGCCAACCCUUGGAGAAAAAGGAUCUUCAACCUCUGGAACAUACUGUUGAACUUUACUCUCCAAAGGAAAAUGUGUCUGCUGUAGUGGGGACAGAGGGUGAACUUCCUAGUGGUGCCAGCAGAACAGACUGGGUGCUUCCUUUGGAUCAUCUAGGUCAGGAUAAUACUCCAAGGGAAGAGCUCACGAGGGAAUGUGUCAAAUCCCAAGACUUGGUUCAGAAAGAGCUGCCCGACCAAAACAUCAAAGUGUCCGCAAAAGAAUUUGAGACUCUCCCUGUUGUGGGAGCUGAUGAGAAGAGCACAGUAUUGGGUUCAGACAAUGAGGAGGAGAAAUUAGGCAAAGGGCACUGUUUCAUUGAAAUUGCUAAUCUUCCAGGAGAUUUAGAAAGGGAGCAUUCACCUACUCCUGAGCUUCUUGAAGAAUUCAGAACACGGACUUUCUGCUUGGUGCCAAAUCAGGAUACAAAUCAUGAGAUAAUGAAGCUUCUGGCAGGUGCAACUUCAGAAAUUUCUCCAGCACGAGUCAUCCACCCACAUGGUGAAGGGCAGAUAGGUCAGGUGAUGGUACAAAAAAGCAAAUUACAAAGAGAUGAGGAUAUCAGUAAGGGGGAAGGUGUGCCCAGUCACCAAGGGGAUCUCUCUGCUUUUUUACAUCAGGAGGGUAAGAAAGAAAAGAUUUCCCCUCGAAAUGGAGAGUUGUUCCAUUGCAUUUCAGAAAAUGAACAUUCUCCCACAUCCAAAAAGGAUGUCAUUAGAUCAUCCUUUAUAACUAGACACAGUCGCAUCCCUGUUCUAGCACAAGAGAUAGACUCAACUUUUGAGUCCUCUUCUCCAGUUUCAGCGAAAGAGAAACUCCUUCAAAAGAAGGCUUAUCAGCCAGAUCUAGUGAAGCUGCUGGUGGAGAAAAGACAACUCAAGUCUUUCCUUGGUGACCUCUCAAGUGCCUCUGACAAAUCACUAGAGGAGAAGUUAGCUGCUGUUCCUGUUUCCUUUCCUGAGGAUGAAGUUUUCACUCCCUUUUCAAGACUGGCAAUAGACCCUCACUUGAGUAGGUCAGCUGAGGACAGCUUUCUGUCACCUCUCAGCUCCCAGGCUAGAAAGAGCAAAAUUCCACGGCCAGUUACGUGGGCUAAUCCAGAUCAAGUCAGUAACUCAGCCUCAGCUCAGUUCUUUCCUCGGCCACCACCUGGAAAGCCUCCAACUAGACCUGGAGUAGAAGCCAGGUUACGUAGGUAUAAAGUCUUAGGGAGCAGCAACUCUGACUCGGACCUUUUCUCCCGUCUGGCUCAAAUUCUUCAAAAUGGAUCUCAGAAAUCUCGGGGCUCUACUCAGUGCAAGAGUCCUGGCUCCCCUCACAGUCCAAAAACACCCCCCAAGAGCCCAGUUGUCCCUCGGAGAAGUCCCAGUGCCUCUCCACGAAGCUCUUCCUUGCCCCGCACUUCAAGUUCCUCACCAUCCAGGGCUGGACGGCCCCACCAUGACCAGAGGAGUUCAUCCCCACAUCUGGGGAGAAGCAAAUCACCUCCUAGCCACUCAGGAUCCUCAUCUUCGAGGAGGUCCUGCCAACAGGAGCACUGCUGUCUUAAAUCCAGCAAGAAUGGCAUGAAAGGAUCUGGCAGCCUCUACCACCAUUCUGCCAGUCCCAAAACUCCCCCAGGGAAGAAUAAGUCAGCCAGUAAACUCAGCAGAUAGGAACCAAGCUGUGUCCCUAUCACAGGUGUGAAAUCCUCCUAAACCUGAUGCAUGUUGUGUCCGUGUACUAUAUAUUUUAAAAAAAAUCAGUGUUGACCUUCACUUGCAAAAGAAAGUAACAUAUGAUAAAUUAUUUAUGAAAAGAAUGUGUGACAAAGAAUUACCAAAAGGCAGGCAGCAAGCAGAUCAGAAAUCAAAGAGUAUAUUUGCAUGGGAAGGGGCAAUCCAGCAACCUCAUUGGGGUGAAAUUUACCAAGUCCAGUAAUCUUUAAUUCCUUAACUGCUUUCAAAAAGAGAGUUGUGAGGGAGGCUGAAUGAAGUUUAUGGUUUUGGCCUACUAUCUAUAUAACAGUUAUUUAAACAAAAUCUGAAAACUAAUAUUUUCAUUCAGGUUUUUUGCACCUUAGAGAAUCGGUAUUGCUCAGAUCAUUUUAAGAAAAUAUGCUAUCUGGAAGCCAGUGAUGAUGAGUGAGUUCUUUGGUUUUAUGUCCAUAUGGUAUGUUGGGUCAUUGUAUAACCUUUGUUCCAAGUCCAAGUGACCUCUUUGGAAUCCAAUUUCACGAGCAAGCCCACAUCUUCAUUCUCCUGUCUCUCACCAGGCUCAUCUUUAAAAUACUUAUUUUAACAUAUCCCAAAAGAGUUUUUAGCAGUGUUUGCUAAGACUUGACUUAGCUAUUUCAAAUCCAGAGAAAUUAGUUCCCUCAUAUUGUCCUUUGAUGCAACAGCUGUACAAUUCAGUACUUCUUAUGGUGGCAGAUAACUAAAGACCUUCUUUCAAGAAUCUAUAGGAGAGAUGAGGGAUAUCCACAGAUUGAUUUGGAAGCCAGAAUCUUUACACUAGUAGCAACUUGGAAGAUUAUAAGAGGCAUGAAAAUUCAAGUUGAGGAAUCAAUUCCCUUGCCUAUAAAUUUACCUCAGUAUAAUCCCAAUCCUCAUCCCCUAGUUCCUUGGAGCACCAGUUAUUUUCAAUGUCAACCCCCAAGAUGUUUCCAGAAAGAGUAAAUGGGAAAGGGACACUGGAUUGUCUCUCCAUUUUUACAUCUCAGGAUUACUUCCUCCUCCCCCCAGAAAAAGGAAUUAGAUAUGUUGUUGAGGGAGGUAAUCCGCAAACCUUACAUUUUGUAAAUUACCUAAUAACUAGAAUUGAUUGUCUGGGGAAAUAAAGCUGGAAGAUCAGGCUUAAAUAGUUAUCUUUGGUGUUUUUUUAAUCCAUCUUUUGCUCCUAGCAGGUCCUACCUCUGUGCCUCAGAUUAACAAUGUUAAGCUUCCCAUCCCAAUUUCUGUGUGGUUCCAUUUAGUAACUAUGGAGGAGCUCAGUGAGAACCCUCUCAUCACAUACUUCUCCCCUUAAAAGGGAUCAACCAAAAUGAAACUAUUUCAGACUUUGAAUUGGCCACCUUGUACUCCAUGUCCCUGGCAUGCUGAGUGUUGUGGAAACCUUAUCAGGGUCAGCUAAAUGGGUCUGCUUGCUGUUGAUAUUUGCCUUCCAGCAAACAAACAUCUGUGCUUUUUUCCUUUAACCUUGUGUUUGUUGCCAAACCUCAUUCCCUUGGUUUGAAAAAAAGAAUAUUUCUUCUCUGAGUAAAAUAUGUUCCGAUGCUGCAUCAAUGUAGCCCUGAAGCUGCACUGAACUUUUUUCUUAGUCUAUGUUUGGACUUUAAAAAAAAAAAUACUCUCCAUGUGUGUACUGUCUCCUAUAAGUAAUGUAGCAUAGUAAGGAACCUUAAUUUCUUUUGGGUUUCAAGCACUACAGAGGAAUGCAUCAGGUAGGGAAUACCUGCUGUUCCUGAAGUAACUGUAACAUUGGCAAGGCCAAUCUCUCUGUAUUAUAUUGUAUAAUAGUUGCUAUAAUAACACUUGCAUGUCUUCAUGGUAAAUUAUAUAAAUAUUUAUAAAUAUAUAUAUAUAUAUAAAUAUAGAGAGACAUAUGCAUAUAAACUCAUUCACUCAUUCUCCAUUUGUAAUUUAUAGACCACAGAUGGUGAAAUCCCCCUUCUAUUGCGUGCCUCAAAUACACUUGGGCCUUGCGUCUUCAUUUUAUGAAAAUAUUUUCUUGGCAUGUGACACCUCAGAGAGAUUCUUCCAACCUUCCCUGUAUAAGGUCUAAGGGUGACAGUUUUCAAAUAAGCCAGAUUUUAGGAGUAUAGUUUAAAUUUUCAUUUAACAAGAGCUUUUAAUGGGAAAAAAAUUACUUGAAAGUGUUGUAUUACUGGUUCAAAGAUUUGUCACAUUAAUCUCAUAGUACUGUCAUCAGGGUUACAGUAUAUAAUCUGGGAUGAUGAUCAUGGUUUAAGUCCAAUGACAAAGAGAAUGCCAUGUUAGGUUAACAUGAAUUGAUUAAAAAAAAAAAAAAAAAAAAAACCCUGUUAUCAUUCCAUUUGCUUUCUUCACUCUUACUGGGUACUUAUAGACUUGUGAUAUCAGAGCUAUAUAAUUUUUAUUUUGUUGUAUUAGGACUAAACCAUGCUAAAAGUAGCCUGCAUUGUUCUGUUCUCUCUAGUCACAACUGUGCUAGUUAUAACCCAUUUUGAAGAGCUGUUGUUGCACAUGUGGCUACUAUUGUAGUGUAUAUGUGAUCUCACUUCCCUGCUGGCAUCUUUGCCAAAUUUUCCCCAAACCAACAUUGAAGUCAGAGUGAUAUAUAAAUGUUUUGGUUUCCCCCUCCCCCUCUUUGGUUCUUCCCUCAUACCCUUGACCUUUCCACUGUGCUGCCCUGCUUUUUUUAUAAGAAGCACUGGCAAAGUUUGUUAAGCCUCAAAUACUACACAUCAGGAUUGAGAGAUAAGCAGCCAUCAUUAUGUAAGAAUAUUUUAUCUUGCAUGUUAAAGAGAGUUAACCAAAGAUGUGUUUCUGCUCUCUCUGCUUUCUUUUAGGGGAAAAACCCAUAAAGUAGCUCUAUCCUCAUAUAUUAUUAAGUAUAUCUGAAAGUACAUGUCCUAUGUAGAGUAUCUAGUGUAAUUUAUUUAAAAGCAUAGUUGUCCUUGAACGGAUUAUUUGUGCUUUUAGAUACUGAAUGUCACUCAGGCUAAAUUAGAGUGUCAUUCCUGAGCUUAGCAGGCUCAGGACUUUUUUUGGGGGGGAGGGGCAGGGAGCCGGAAUCUUGGUUUUGUGUUGUUGUUUAAGUUAGGAUUAUAAAGAAUGAUUUUUUUUUUCUCUAGUGUUGACAUAUUGCAGACUUGGGUGACAAGUGUAGCUUAUCCACUGUCCCCAACUUAAAAGCAGUUCAUUUGAUUAUCCUAAAUAGAAAUGUGUUGAGUUUGAGGGUUUAGGGGUAGGUGCUAAUCAAAGUCAAAUAAAACUAUAUUAAAAUGCAAAUGACAAAAAAAAAUGUUUAAAAUGUAAGGCAAAAGCCAGAACUGCAUUAUGGGAACUCAAGUGCCUCAGUUGAAUUGAGGUUUGGAAGGCAAGCCUUUUGACAGCCUGCAAUUCCUGGGUGUUUUAACAGUUAUUGACUCACACCUCCUCCUAAGCUUCCUUUUCGUCUCCAGUUCUUUGUAAUUGUAUCAGUUGAACAGAAGACAUGGGCAGAAUCAUUUUAAUCAUCUUUUGUAGCUAUAUGAUCUAAUCCUGAAUUUUGCUUCCCAGGGAUUGUAGAUUGGUUGAGACAUUCAAUUAAAAUUCUAUAUGGUCAUUUCUGGUCAUUUCUACCUACGUUUUCAUAUGUGAAGAUAUUUUUGUGUGAACAGAUUCAACGUGGUAAAUAUAAAGAGGAAAACUGGCUCAGAUAAAUUUUACACUUAAAAGCUACUGCCUGGAAUUAUGAGAAUUUCUGAAUUUUAGACUUGUUCAGAGAUGUUCUGUUUCUCUAAUUCACCAUUCCUAUGCAAGCUGGCUUUGCUAAUAAUGAUGAUGUAUUUAUAUUUAAAUUUUAAGUUGCAUGGUAUGAACUAAAUUUCCAAUUUUUCUAUAAACAUUGUGAAGAUAAUCAAGCCCCAAAUAACUAGCAAAAUAGUAGUAUUUAUUGGAACCCAUUGCAGUCAAUAUACACUUUAUAUUAUUUGCUCUUUUCAUUCAAAAGUCUUUGCUGCUUACUAAUGUAUUAUACUACACGUGUAAUUUUUUAAAGACUAUGUAGAAGACUCCUUAAUUAAUCUGAAUAAGUGGCCACUUUGGGAACAUUUUUGCACAGCUGGUGGGAAGGCUCUCAAAUAUUACAGAAGCACUGAUGAGAUUCCUUCCAUUCUAUACACUUCUGUGCUAAUGUUUUUCAAGGUUGAAUUUAUUUUACAGGGAGAAAGCAUAGCUUUAUGCAUGUAAAAACAUAAAUAGUUAAACCAUACCUAACAUUUCUACAUGAGGUGACCAAGUUGAAACAGAAUUAGAGAUUUUUUUUUUAUUGGGAGGGGGGUUCCUAGUUUGGGAAAUUUCAUUCCUUACCUAGCAUUAGAAGUUAGUGAUGGGGAAAUAGUAUCCCAGAAAUCAGAAUUUAAUAGCCGGGGGGUGGGGUGGGAGGUUUAGGGAAGGUACAUUUGUCUUUUUGCGCAUUUUAAACUAUUUAUAAAUGAUAAGUCAAAUUUAGUAGUCACAAGUAACUAAGCUCUUCAGAUUAAAAAAAAAAAAACUUUUUUUUGGUUCCUUUGUUUAUAACAAAAAAAGUGCACAGGUAUGAGAGAACUAUCACUUUUGUUUUAUUCCUGUUCUUUUGUAAUCUUGAUAGUAGGAAGAUUCGGAUAUAUCUGUUUUUGUUUACAUACAUAUUCAUGGAGUAUUUGGGCACUUCAUCUCAGGUGAGAAUGGUCACUUUAGCACCAAUGCCACUAGUGCUGAAAGAGAAAAAUUUAUUUUUUGGCUUCUCUUUGCCUUUGGUCCUGUAGAUAAGACAGACACAGACUUGUAGUCUUACUUUAAAAAGAGACAAAAAUGUUUAAUACUUAAGGUAUGUAGCCACCAUGACUGUCCCACAAGAUCAUCAUGUACUUAGCAACCUACAGAUGCAUGAUUACUUAAGACUUCAGCUUGGAAGAGUGACUUGAAACAACUCCAGUAUCUGAUUUCAGAUCAGGGCUACUGUGUCAAAGAAAUCCAAUUCCUGCUCCCACAGAAUGUAACCAGAGUGGGUUUACACCACCACUUAGGAAAACUUUUAUAAUUUUUGUUGUCCCAACUUCCCCCCACCCCCACCCCAGUAGUGGGCAGUUUUACCCACAGACUUUGGACCUUAAAGAAAUUGUACAUUAUGGGAAAGGGGGGAUUGGGUUUCCCAGCACAGCAAGGGAGAGUAACUAUGCAGAAGAUUCUCAAAGUCAUUCUAUAACUCCCAACAAGUGAAUAUUUUCUAAUUUCAUUAUGGUUUUGUUUACCCUAGAUGCAGAGUUCCCUGCUGGAUAUGACACUACUUUAUAAAGCCAGGCUCCUCUGUGAAGCAGAGAUUUUAUGAUUUGAUUUCUUUAUACUCCCUCCCCCCCCACAAAAAAAAAGUAAAAGGUUCUUCAUAAGAUAAACCUGACCAGAUAAAGUAUCACUUGGCAUUUAUUGCAAUCUGGUGAAUGCCUAUAGCUUUUAGACACAAGAAGUUGAGAAAGUUUCAUGGUCAAGAAGCAAGUCUUCUACAUAUUUAGUAAUUACUUGAAUCCCAUUCCUUUCUCCAGUACUUCUAACAGUGAAUUUCAAGAAAAAUAUUUUGGUAUUCUUCCUGCCAUUCCGUUAAUGAGGUUAUAAUAGGAUGCUGUUAUCUUCUUAAGAUAUAGUAGAAAUGGUAGGAUGGGCACAACUUGUUUCCUUAAGCUUUUCAUCAUGAGCUAUGCAGCCCUGCUUUUCCCAGAUGUCCAAGAAUAUUGGCAAGGUGCCCAUUUACCUAAAGAAUGAGGGAAAAAUGAAAGAGGUCAUUCGGUAAAUAGUUUCUUGCACUAUAGGGGCUAUUCAUUGCAUAAACCAUUACGAACACUUGCCUUUGUGUAAUUUCUGGGUUCCACAGCCUUCUAAAAAAAUUUUUAGUAAGUCAGGUGAGCUUUUAGCUUUUAUUUAACUGUCUUGUUUUUACAAAUUGCAAUUCACAUCUCUAAAAACCACAUCACAGGAAAUAGGUUUCUUUGCAAGUCUGAUUUUAAAUGCAAUUUUUCUUGCAUAUACUUUUCCUUCACUUCUAAUGGGUUAAAGAGAUAUAUUUCUUCUCAGAACCUAAAAGACCAGUGCUUGAAUAUUGAUUGGGGUGGUAGGGGGAAGGAGGAAAAGAUUGAGGUGGAAGAAGUCACAAGAUUUUCCAAAAUCCAUGAGUUUUUCAAGAUACUGAGUUUUCCCAAAAGGAUCAUUGGUUAUUAAGAGACAGUACCAAACGGUAUAAAAUUAGACUAUUCAAAAUUUUGAUGAAAAGACACCCAGUAGAGAAGAAGUAAAGAUGAAAAAAAAGAAAUAGCUUGAAGUCUAUUCUUCAGAUGCUUUAGUAUGGGUUCAUUAGUUUCCUUCAACAUGCUGCUUUUUGGGGUACACCCCACACUAGAUUUCAGUUAUAUAUUGGUUCUAGUUUUAACUGCUUUCCUCAAACAGCCAGUGCCUACAUCAUUGUGCCAUUUUCUUUUACCUAGACAUCCCUAACUUUUUAAAACAGGAAAACCGUUUUGAACUAGGAAGUAAACUUAAGAAACUGUGAAUUGUUAAUGGCUGCUAAAUCAGACUCAAAUAGCAAGCUGAAGGGUAGGAUUUCUUUCUUACUGAAUCAUACAAAUAAGUUAAGUGAACACUCACUUGAUGAUUUUGUUCGACUCCCUGUGAAUCACUGACAGGACACAAGAAGAUGAGAAGCUGUUCUGUGAAAGUAUUGGGGUACUUUGUAAAUGGCACAUCAGUAAGACUGUCUUCUGAUUUUGUUUCUUCCCAAAGGUAUUACCUAUAAGUGUCCCCCUGCCCUCCACAAACAACCCACUUUUUUCCCAUUCUUUUCUCAGGCAACCAAGGACAUAAGGUAUCUGCAGAAACAUGAGUGCUUUCAUAUCGGCCGUUUGUACAUAAAAGUGUAAUUAUUUAUUUAAUUUCCCCAUUUGUAUCAUAUUAAGGCUUUGUACAGUGUUUUAAGUUCUGUUUCAAAUUAUUUUGUAUUUUAUUUUUAUAAACUAGUAAUAAAAUAUUCAUUCCGCAUGCAAA
Molecule: messenger RNA, 11978 nt
Organism: Antechinus flavipes (yellow-footed antechinus)
Lineage: Eukaryota; Metazoa; Chordata; Mammalia; Dasyuromorphia; Dasyuridae
Gene: TTBK2
Product: tau tubulin kinase 2
Exons: 15
Coding region: 1152-4901 (1249 amino acids)
Biological process (GO): signal transduction; cilium assembly; peptidyl-serine phosphorylation
Cellular component (GO): ciliary basal body; ciliary transition zone; nucleus
Molecular function (GO): ATP binding; protein serine/threonine kinase activity
Source: RefSeq, a predicted model, not a curated record